GAAGCAGAGAAGAAGAGCCAUGAAUAAGAAGAAGCAGAGUGUGUCAUUGUUAUUGUUGUGGGCACAUUUGCUUCUGAUCAGUACAGUUGAUGGAGCUACAUCAAGCAAUGACUACGUUUCUGCAGUGGGAGACCCGGGAAUGAGAAGAGAUGAGCUGAGAGUGGCCUUGGAAGCUUGGAACUUCUGCAAUGAAGUUGGUGAAGAGGCACCUGGGAUGGGUAGUCCAAGAGCUGCAGAUUGCUUUGAUAUCGUAGAUGGUUCUCUACACCAUAAGGUGAAUGCUAGUGAUAAUAAACUGGGAGUGGGUAUGCACUUUCCUGGGUUGAGCAAACAUGACCAGAACAGUGUUGAUAUCUAUGCAGCGAGGAAGGAGGAGCGUUUGGGGUGUUUGUGCCAAGUUUCGGAUACUCCGAGACCUUGGCAAUUUUGGAUGAUUAUGUUAAAGAAUGGAAACUAUGACACAAAGUCCUCUUUGUGUCCUUCGAAUGGGAAAAGGAUUGGUCCUUUUUCGGAACCGGGAAGGUUUCCUUGCUUUGGAACUGGGUGUAUGAACCAGCCUACUGUGAAUCACCAAGAGACUCAGCUUUUGGGUGAUGGCACUAUGAUUGGAGGCUUCAAUGGGACCUAUGAUUUGGGGUCUGAUAUUGGGGCUGGACUUGAUGGUAUCUCUUUCUAUGAGGUGGUUUGGCAGAAGAAACAAGGGGAAGGGAGUUGGAUGUUCCAUCAUAAUCUUAAGACUUCAAAGAAGUACCCAUGGCUCAUGCUCUACCUCAGAGCUGAUGCAACAAAAGGAUUUUCUGGGGGCUAUCACUAUGAUACAAGAGGAAUGCUCAAAACUCUUCCAGAGGGGCCAAAUUUUAAGGUGAGGCUGACUUUGGAUAUCAAAAAAGGGGGAGGACCCAAGAGCCAGUUUUAUCUAAUUGACAUUGGUAGCUGUUGGAAGAACAAUGGCCAACCAUGCGACGGAGAUGUCACCACCGAUGUAACCAGAUACACCGAGAUGAUCAUAAACCCUGACACCCCUGCUUGGUGCAGCGCUACAGCUCAGGGAAAUUGCCCCCCAUACCACAUUACUCCAGAUGACCGAAAAAUCUACAAAAAUGACACGGCUAAUUUCCCAUACGGUGCAUAUCACUACUACUGUGCUCCCGGGAAUGCAAAAUACAUGGAUAAAGAUGUGAAGGGGUGCGAUCCUUACAGUAAUCCGCAGGCACAAGAGAUAAUUCAGUUGCUUCCUCACCCGAUAUGGGGCAAGUAUGGCUACCCAACCAAAAAAGGUCAAGGUUGGAUUGGUGACCCGAGAACUUGGGAGCUUGAUGUUGGUGGACUAUCGAGUAGAAUGUACUACUAUCAGGAUCCAGGCACAACUCCUGCUAGAAGGAUAUGGACAUCACUCGAUGUCGGUACAGAAAUUUUUGUUAGUGACAAAGAUGAAGUAGCAGAGUGGACUCUAAGCGACUUCGACGUCAUCUUUACACCACCCCAAAAGUAGAUCAAAACGAUCCUUUUACAGCAAAGCUUCUCAUCUUUUCAGUUGUUUUUCCCAUAUUUUUUAGACUAGUUCUCUUAGUGUAGAAGAAAAUGAAGCAGAGAACUGAUCAUUUAACUAAUUGUGAAAAUCCAGUUCUCAAUCUCAUCCAGACCUAAUAAACAAAGGCUUAGAUUUCUUUUGUCUUCUAAAUCAAAGCUCUGGUUUUCUCUGAUGCCGAUAGUUGGUUGAAAACAGAAUGUGAACCGAACCAAUGCCGGUACGGUUGGUGAAGCUAGCAAUAGAAAACGGGUGCCAGCAAUGUGCAUGGUUGGUUUGUUUUGCCAUUAUCUAA
Fragaria vesca subsp. vesca is the source of this 1823-nucleotide messenger RNA. RefSeq lists its product as uncharacterized. The coding region runs from base 20 to 1492 and encodes 490 amino acids. The record is from RefSeq and is a predicted model, not a curated record. The transcript is spliced from 4 exons. NCBI's taxonomy places the organism in Eukaryota, Viridiplantae, Streptophyta, Magnoliopsida, Rosales, Rosaceae.